Copidosoma floridanum is the source of this 3920-nucleotide messenger RNA. RefSeq names its product Peroxidasin (gene Pxn). Gene Ontology annotation, biological process: response to oxidative stress. Lineage: Eukaryota; Metazoa; Arthropoda; Insecta; Hymenoptera; Encyrtidae. The record is from RefSeq and is a predicted model, not a curated record. Gene Ontology annotation, molecular function: peroxidase activity; protein binding; heme binding.
AUGUACAGGGAUACCACGAGGAUGGGAUCGGUGGUACUGGCGAUCGCGCUGGCGGUGCAGGUCGCCGGUGCGUCGUUGGCCAACGGCACGAGUACCGGGUGCCCGGCGAGGUGCACGUGCGUAAGCUCCAGCGGCACCGUCCGGUGCGUCUUCCAGAAGCUCCAUCGAGUGCCAAGGCUGCCGAGCGACACCGCUGUACUGGACCUGCGCUUCAACGACAUCGUAGAGCUGCGAGCGGGCGAUUUUCGCGGGCUGUCCCGGCUGCACACGCUGAUGCUGAACGACAACCAUCUCCGCCACCUGCCGGCCUCGGUGUUUGCGGGCGCGCCGGGCCUGCGCUACGUCUACCUCUACAAGAACGACCUCGAGUCCAUCGAGCCCGGGGCCUUUGCCGACCUCCCCAGGCUCGAGCAGCUCUUCCUCCACCAGAACCAGCUGCGCGAGAUCCUGCCCGGCACCUUCGACGACCUUCCCAGGCUCGAGCGCCUCUUCCUGCAGAACAACCGGCUCGAGCGGCUGCCGGCCGAGGCGUUCAGGAAUAUCGGGCACAACGCAAAACUCCGGCUGGACAGCAACGCCCUCAUCUGCGACUGCGAGAUACUCUGGCUGGUCGAGAGGAUGAAGGAGCGCGUCGAGAUGCCGGCCGUGUGCCGGGGCCCCCGGGAGAUGGAGGGCAAGCGCCUCGACGACAUGACGCCCGAGGACUUUCACUGCAGUAGGCCGGUAAUAAUGGAGGGUCCGGAGGAUAUGGAGGUGCAGCUGGGCGAGACGGCGAUAUUCCGGUGCAGGGCGGGUGGCGACCCGCAGCCGAGCAUCACGUGGAUGCGGGACUCGAACGAGAUACCCGUGGAGGACGAGCGUUACCAGCUGGCGGUCGACGGCAGCCUCGUCAUCAGCCAAGUUACCGAAAGCGACGCCGGCGAGUACGAGUGCGUGGCCCACAACGGCAUGGGGUACACAAAGUCGCGCGCCGCCAGGACCCUCAUCGUCUCGUCGUCGCAGGCCCCGCGCUUCGUCGAGACCCCGAGGUCGCAGACGGUCCACGCGGGCAUGGACGUGGUGAUGGUGUGCCGCGCCGUCGAGACCCAGCCGAGCAGCCGGAUCGAGUGGUGGCGCGACGGGGCGCGGGUGCACACGCGCGGCAGGUACCAGGUGGAGGACGCCGGCUCGAGUUUGAAGAUCCUGGCGGCCAAGGAGGCGGACUCGGCGCGCUACGUGUGCCAGGCGCGCAACUCGCACGGCUACGCCGAGACGAGCGCCGAUCUUAGCGUGGUCGGCGAGGAGCACCACCCCCCGAGGCUGACCUACCAGCCCCAGGACAUGGAGGUCGAGCUCGGAGCCAUCGUCGAGUUGGCCUGUAGAGCCGAGGGACAGCCGCGGCCCAAGGUAUCCUGGAGGAAGGACGGCAGCGCCCUCGAGGGCAACAGGACCCGCGUCUCGAAGCACGGCAGUCUGUACCUGUACAACGUUACCGAGCGAGACGUCGGCAGGUACGAGUGCAGGGCAGUCAACGAGCACGGCCGAGCGACGGCCUCGGCGCUGGUGCGGGUGCGCCGGCCGGACUCGAACGAGGGCCUGGUGCUGAGGGCCUUCGAGGAGGCGACGCGCGAAAUCGACCGGGCCAUCAACAACACGCUCGAGCAGCUGUUCAACCCGGCCUCGCGGUCCUCGAAUCCCUUCCAUUUGUCCCGGUUUCCCGACGCGGUGGCCAGAAGAGCCGCCCGGCCGGCCGAGCUGUUCGAGCGCACGCUCCUCCACGUGCGCCGGAUGGUCGAGUCCGGGACUUUUGCCAACGCGACCGACGAUUUCACGUACGAGGAGCUCCUGACGCACGAGCAGCUGGUCGAGCUGGAAAAGUUGUCGGGCUGCACGUCGCACAGGCACGGCGAGGAGUGCCUGAAUCUCUGCUACCACAACCGCUACCGGACGAUCGACGGCAAAUGCAACAACCUGGAGCAUCCAACGUGGGGCUCCUCGUACACGGGCUUCCGCCGGAUUCUCCGGCCGAUCUACGAGAACGGCUUCUCGCAGCCGGUGGGCUGGGACAGGUCGCGACUCUAUCACGGCCAUACCAAGCCGGCGGCUCGGCUGGUCUCAACGAGUCUCAUUGUCAGCGAGGACAUCACCUCCGAUGAUCGUAUUACGCACUUGGUCAUGCAAUGGGGCCAGUGGAUAGACCACGACUUUGACCACGCUCUACCCGCAGUGUCGAGCGAGUCCUGGGGUGGCAUAGACUGCAAAAAGUCCUGCGACAACGCAGCUCCCUGCUUCCCGAUGGAAGUGCCGCCUGGCGAUCCGAGGAUCAAGAACCGGAGGUGCAUCGAUUUCUUUAGGACGAGCGCUGUGUGCGGGUCGGGUAUGACGAGCAUCCUGUGGGGCAAGCUCACGCCUCGGGAACAAUUGAACCAAUUGACGAGCUAUUUGGACGCCUCGCAGGUUUACGGCUACGACGACAACGUGGCUCGCGAUCUCCGCGAUUUCACCACCGAUCUCGGACUGUUGCUCGAGGGACCGAGUUUUCCCGGCCGGAAGGCCCUGUUACCCUUUGCCAACGGCCAGUUUAUCGACUGUCGGCGGAACGUCAGCGAGAGCUCGGUCAAUUGCUUCUUGGCCGGUGAUUUUAGGGUCAACGAGCAGAUCGGCCUCACGGUCGUGCACACCGUCUGGAUGAGGGAGCACAACCGCAUCGCCAGAAAGCUACAUCUGAUCAAUCCCCACUGGAGGGGAGAAAAGCUGUACCAGGAGGCGAGGAAGAUUGUUGGCGCCCAGAUGCAAGUUAUCACGUACAGAGACUGGAUUCCUCGAGUGCUGGGAGAUACUUCGGACGAGCUUUUCGGCGCGUAUCGAGGCUACGACAAAAACGUGGACGCGAGUAUUGCCAACGUGUUCGCUACCGCAGCUCUUCGCUUCGGACACUCCCUGAUUCAGCCAAAACUGGAGCGCUUGGGUGAGGAUAUGCAACCGACACCCCAAGGACCGUUGCACUUGAGGGACGCUUUUUUCGCGCCCUGGCGGUUGGUCGACGAAGGUGGCACGGAUCCUUUGUUGCGAGGAAUGUUCGCCACUCCAGCCAAGCUCAAGAGGCCCGAGCAGAAUCUGAACUCCGAACUUACGGAGCAGUUGUUCCGCACGGCUCACGCGGUGGCUUUGGACUUGGCGUCGAUGAACAUCCAGAGAGGUCGGGACCACGCCCUUCCAUCGUACGUCGAUUGGCGGCGAUACUGCAACAUGUCCGAGGUCGAGACGUUUGACGAUCUUAGGGGUGAAAUAAGCAGCUUGCACGUUCGGAAUAAGCUGCGCGAGCUCUAUGGGCAUCCUGGAAACAUCGACGUCUGGGUUGGCGGAAUCCUCGAGGAUCAAGUGCCCGAUGCAAAAGUCGGGCCGCUUUUCAAGUGUCUAUUGAGGGAGCAGUUCAAACGAAUGAGAGACGGGGACAGGUUCUGGCUGGAGAACCCCGUGGUUUUUCAGCCCGAGCAGCUCAGGCAAAUAAGGAAAACGAGCCUGGCGAGGAUCAUCUGCGACAACGCCGACAACAUCACUCGCGUGCAGAGGGACGUCUUUUUACUGCCGGAUGGAGACAACAGUUUCGUCUCCUGCGGGGAAAUACCCGAAAUCGACUUGCACCCGUGGUCAGAGUGCUGCGAAGAGUGCAUAGAGCAGGCGGACGAAAGCAACGCGAUCUCUAGGUCGAGGAGAAACGCGGCAAAGUACUCAGCUACCGCGAACGGUCAUUACGGUCUGAAGGGUCGAGAGGACGAGGUGCGAAAGAAGAUUAAGAGAGUCGAGGAGAUGCUGGAUAGCGCGAGCGAGGAGUAUGCCAGAGUUAGUAGGGUCUUGAGCGACUUGAGCACCAGAAUCGAAGAAAUGAAGCAUCUGCUCGACGAGAUGAAGAGUGUCGUUUGAAGAUUGGACAGCAAACC